Messenger RNA from Penicillium canescens, 2043 nucleotides. RefSeq names its product putative alpha-L-rhamnosidase B. Gene Ontology annotation, biological process: carbohydrate metabolic process. NCBI's taxonomy places the organism in Eukaryota, Fungi, Ascomycota, Eurotiomycetes, Eurotiales, Aspergillaceae. Bases 1 to 2043 code for a protein of 680 amino acids. The record is from RefSeq and is a predicted model, not a curated record. The transcript is spliced from 3 exons.
AUGGCGCGACUGAACUGGCUGGGUAUGAUACUGCGCUCGUUGCUUCUCGUCUCGUCGGCUCUAGCAGAGACAUGCUGGCGUAAUACCUCCUGUUCCGGGCCGACAGACACUGCAUUCAGCGGGCCAUGGGAAAAGAACAUCUUCGCACCAGCAUCGCGCACAGUCCGACCAGCCAAAACUCUAACAGAGCUGAAGAAAAAUGCCAUCACAGACACGUCCCAUCCAUACAAAGUCACCUUACAGGGCAACGGCUCACUAAUCGUAUUCGACUUUGGCAUUGAAGUGGGCGGUAUAGUCCAUCUGAACUAUACCUCGACCGGGAGCGGAGCAUUAGGGCUCGCAUUCACAGAAGCCAAAAACUGGAUCGGAGAGUGGUCAGACUCAUCAAAUGCCCUUUAUCACGAUGGAGCACUAUAUACCAAUUUCUCAUCGACCGGAAAAGGAAGCUACGACAUGCCAGACAAAUGCCUGCGCGGAGGAUUCCGAUACUUAACCAUUUUUUUGCUCACAGACGACUCGACCAUCGUGAAGAUCGAUGAUUUAAACUUGGAACUCGCGUUCCAACCUACUUGGUCAAAUCUCCGAGCUUAUCAGGGUUAUUUCCACUGCAGUGAUGAGCUUUUGAAUCGCAUCUGGUAUAGCGGGGCCUAUACUCUGCAGACAAAUGAAGUACCCGUGAACACCGGCCGUGUGACGAAGGGUGUUACUUCUGGCUGGGUGAAUAACGGGACUAUGGGCCCGGGAGAUACCAUUAUUGUGGAUGGCGCGAAACGGGAUCGUGCGGUGUGGCCUGGUGAUAUGGGAAUCGCGGUGCCUUCGGCAUUUGUGAGCUUGGGGGACCUGGACAGCGUUAAAAAUGCGUUGCAGAUUAUGUACAACACACAGGACAAAACAACAGGUGCAUUUGAUGAAUCUGGGCCUCCGCUCAGUCAGAAAAACUCGGACACAUAUCAUAUGUGGUCGAUGAUUGGCACCUACAACUAUGUGCUGUAUACCAAUGACACCGACUUCUUGCUACAAAAUUGGGAGAGCUAUCAGCAUGCUAUGAACUUCAUCUAUGGCAAGGUAAGCUACCCUAGUGGGCUCUUGAAUGUGACGGGCACUCGAGACUGGGCUAGAUGGCAGCAAGGCUAUAACAACUCAGAGGCACAAAUGAUCCUCUAUCAUACCUUAAACACAGGAGCAUCUCUUGCUUCCUGGGCUGGAGACACAACCAACCUAUCAAGCACCUGGGCCUCACAAGCCGCAGACCUGAAAGAAGCAAUCAACACUUACUGCUGGGAUGACUCAUACGGCGCAUUCAAGGACAAUGCAACAGAUACCUCUUUACAUCCGCAAGACGCAAACAGCAUGGCCAUCCUCUUCGGGGUCGUAGACAAAAGGCGCGCAGCCAGCAUCUCAGAAAAACUUCUCGUAAACUGGACCCCAAUAGGCGCCGUCGCUCCAGAGUUACCGGAGAACAUUGCGUCCUUCAUUUCCUCCUUCGAAAUCCAAAGUCACUUCGUUGUUGGGAAUCCUGACCGUGCACUUGAUCUCAUUCGUCGAAGCUGGGGCUGGUAUAUCAACAAUCCAAAUGGUACAGAGAGCACAGUGAUCGAGGGCUAUAUUCGGAACGGGACCUUCGGGUAUCGGAUGGACCGUGGGUAUGGCUAUGAUCCGUCUUAUGUCUCCCAUGCACACGGUUGGUCUGCGGGUCCGACAUCUGCUUUGACUGAAUAUAUUGUUGGUCUUACGGUUACCUCGCGUUUGGGACUGACGUGGAAGAUUGCGCCCCAGUUUGGAGAUUUGGAGUCUGCUGAGGCGGGUUUUGUUACCUCUCUUGGGAAGUUUCAGGCAUCUUGGAGGAAGGGGUCCAGCGGAUAUACGUUGAGCUUUUCGGUGCCGAAGGGUACUGUCGGUCAGCUUACUUUGCCUUUUGUCACUGCGUCUAAGAAGCCUUCGAUCACCAUUGAUGGUGACCGCUUGACGCGAGGGUUGAGCUACGUUGAUCAUACUGUAACUGUGAAAGUUACUGGUGGUUCUCAUAGAGUAGUAGUGAAAUAG